CUCCGCGCGGCCGCCGCGCCGCUCGAGCGCCCGAUUAGAUUGCGCUAAUCGUCGCACUGAGAGGUUUUGUCUUGGGAUAUCUGGGGAUCGUAAACAGGACGGCCCGGCGGCGGCUCAGGUGGACACAGACGGUGGGCGGCGCAGGAUAAAACGGUCGCCGGCUGACAGCCAGCCGGGUGGUGAUUUGUGGCCGCAGAGAGCGUUCGUGGUGUGUUGUGACGUAUUUGUGCCGGAACUUGUCGAUAGUGAAACAGCGAGUGCAGCGGCCUAACGUGAGCUGGUUUGGUGUGUCCAUAAGAAGUUUUAUGAGUGAAGGUCGGUGCGAUAUUUCGCAAUGGCCAGCUGAUAAACAGUGAAAGAACAUCGGUGCUUUCCAAUGAGGUCUUCACUGUGAGAAAUGUGGUAGUGAACUCGUCUCCCUGAGGCUAAAACUGUGUGUUUGUGCUGGACGUUCAUCAUCAUCAACAAGAUGGCGCCAGUCUUUACGCUGGCUCUGCGGAGUAUGGACUUUGGGGACGGGCCGAUAGAGAUCGUCGACAUCCAAGGACUGGAGGCGCAGCUGGAACGCAAGGAAGCUGUCAAGGGUGAGGACGGCAAGACCACGCUCGUGCAUCAGCACACGUUCACCGUUCACUCCUUGCGAAACGCGUUCGUCGUACCAGUCAAAGACAAGUCGUUCUUCGAGAUCACGCUCAGCUUCAAGUCUGGCAGCAAACUGCGCACACUUGUAGCUGCCACCACUCUAUUGCAGAAGUGCGAGGAUACUAAACAAAACCAUGCGCAGGUGAUGCUCAAGCUCAAGCCCUCCGGCAAGCUGAACAUACGUGUAAAAGUAACAGAUGACGGUGAAGGCGACGACACACCCGAGGGCACGGAGAUCGAAACUCAGACAGCCGCUCCCGCCAGGCGCGGGGCGGUCAAACACCUCAAGGUUUACGAGGUGCGCGGCCACAAGUUCGUCGCGAAGUUCUUCCGCCAGUUCACCUUCUGUGCCUUCUGCCACAAGUUCAUGUGGGGCUUCAAGAAGCAGGGCUACCAGUGCCAGCAGUGCCAGUGCUCAGUUCACCGCGACUGCCACGGCAAAAUCCUGUCACGUUGUCCGGGCUCUGCCGCCGAGAGUGAGCAAAGCGUCAUCCUGCGAGAACGCUUCAAUAUCAACAUUCCGCACCGUAUGAAGGUGCACAGCUACCGCACGCCGACGUUCUGCGAUCAGUGUGGCACGCUACUCUACGGACUGUUUCGGCAGGGCGUGCAGUGCGAGUCGUGUGGUAUCAACUGCCACAAAAAGUGCCAGAGCUUGUUGCCGAACCUGUGUGGGGUCGAUCAAAAGCAACUGCAGGAAAUGCUAAAACAAGUCCAAGACUCGAAGCGCCCGAAGAAAGUCCCGGGCGAGCUCUCCCUGCAGCCGAUCACAGAGGGUGAAGGAACGGGUGCCAGCGAUGCACCCUCUUCACUGCAACACGAUGACACCUACUAUGCCACGUCCACCGAAUCUGAGGCCAGCGAGCAGGGCUACUGUGUCGAUGACUUCAAAAUGCUGAAGGUACUCGGCAAGGGAAGCUUCGGAAAGGUCAUGCUGGCAGAAAUGAAGAAUGUGCCGAACCAAUCAUUUGCCAUCAAAUGUCUCAAGAAAGACGUUGUCCUCGACGACGAUGAUGUUGACUGCACGCUGAUCGAGCGUAACGUGAUGGCGAUGGGCACUCGUCACCCGUUCAUUUGCCACCUCUUCUGCACUUUCCAGUCGCCGUCCCAUCUCUUCUUCGUCAUGGAGUUCCUCAAUGGUGGAGACCUCAUGUUCCACAUCCAGCUGGCGGGACGCUUCGAGCAGGACCGUGCUCGCUUCUAUGCCGCUGAAGUGCUCUGUGGUCUUCAGUUUCUCCAUUCGCACAAUAUUGUCUACCGUGACAUCAAGCUGGACAAUAUCGUGCUGGACUCGGAUGGUCACGCGCGCAUCGUGGACAUGGGUCUAUGUCGAAUGAACGUGUCUGACCAGAACCGCUGCGCCACGUUCUGUGGCACACCCGACUACCUGGCGCCCGAGAUCGUGAAGGGCAAGCGCUACGACCAGGCCGUCGACUGGUGGUCGUUCGGAAUCCUCCUUUACGAGAUGCUGAUCGGACGGUCGCCGUUCUCGGGAACGGACGAGGACGAGCUGUUCUGGUCCAUCUGCAACGAGGACGUCUACUAUCCACGCUACCUCUCAGUUCAGGCGAAAGAGCUGCUGGGAUUGCUGCUACUCCGAGACCCGGAGAAGCGACUGGGUAUGCCCGGAUGUCUGGCGGGCAGAAUCCGCGAUCAGGUCUUCUUCAAGUCGAUCAACUGGGAGAAACUGGAAAAGAAGAAGCUGCCACCGCCGGUGAAACCGAGAUUGAAGAACUCGCGCGACUGGUCAUGCUUUGACAAGACGUUCCUGCGAGAGACGCCAGCGCUCACUGUGAUGGACAAGGAAAUCAUGAAGACCAUCGACCACAACAUCUUCCGUGACUUCGCUUACGUAAACGAGGUCAUGUUCCAAGAUGUAAAGAUGGAUGGCAGGAAGAUGUCGAAGGGUGAUCCACCGAGCCGUAAGACAUCAAAACAGGCGGAUAGCGAGAAAGCGCUCAUGUUGAAGCUUCUCAAUGACAAGCGCAACCUAACGGGAAGCAAGGCCCCUCACCGAAAGAUGUCUGCGCCUACACCCCAUGGUCUUUUCCCUCCACCAGGUAGCAAGUCUUCCAGCUGCCCCGGUCGAAAGAUAUCUGUCCCGACAGACAUAUCUGCGCAAUCUAUCGACUCUGAAGCUACAGCGACCCAGGCAAGAAACAGGAAGAUCUCAGCUCCUGUUAGUGGUGUGAUGCGCAAGAUCUCCAACGUCCUCGGCCGAGGAACCGACUCUACAGAUGGCUCUGGUGGAAGAGCCAAGAGCCCGUCACCGCCAAGUCGUAGCUCGAGCCCUGCUCGCUCGCCGAGUCCCCAAGCGCGAAACCGAUCUCGCAGUCCCACGCCGACGGACGCCCACGCAGACAGCGUGCGGUCCCACGAGAGCCGCUCUCGCUCUGGGAGUCCAUUGAUGCGUGGAGCGGACUCCGGAUACCGCUCCGAUCUUAGUGCCAGCUCGCCGCGCCGCCGCUCCCCCUCGCCGAAUUCCAAGGCGAAGGACCCCUCGGCCACCAGAGGUCGGUCGAAGAGUCCGUCUCCGACGCUGGCUGACCUUCGUUCCCCCAACACACUGACAGUGAACGGACACGACGCCAGCAAGGGCUGGACGCCUGGUCGCCGCAGCCCGGAGGGGCGACAGAGGUCUCCGGCGCAGCAGGAGCCCUCCCUACGGCCACCUUCGCGGUGAUAAAAUGCAUUGUUGUGGCAUGCUAGACCUGGCCACUGGUUGUAAAGUGCUCCCGAGAAAGGCAGCACCCGAGAUGAUGCUGAUGAUGCCGGGUUUCUUCUCUCUUGCUCUCUGGCUAAACCUCGAUGUGACUGACGCGAUGUGACGAUGUGAAACGAUGGAGGGUGAUACGGCAGGGAUCAAGCUCACUAUGACUCUGCCCUGGUUGGUGGAAUGGCUGGUCCAUUUUGUGUUUACUCUCCGUUGUCCAGUUAUCACGGGCAGUGAAAUGUCCGAUGUGAAUCAACGUAUGUUGCAAUGCCAAUGCGGCAAACUCAGGUGUGAGCUGGUAGGGUUCCUUGUGUAUGAUACCUACCGCGCUGCGAAUGCAGAGACGGCGAGCGAACAUCGUCACAGAUUUAAAUGAAUCGUUCACCAUGGGGAACUUCAUUAUGUGCUGUAUGCCACUUGUGCAACGGACAAGACGUACUUAUAACAUAUCAUUGAUUGCCGAAUCAUGUUUUACUUUUGAUAUUAUUGUGAUGAGUGCCUGUUUGAUUCGUGUUAAUAAAUGUCCGCAGCAGAUUAAGAAUGGUAAAUCAGUUCUUGCAUGGUGUUCAUACCUUGCGAGUGUGUUUUCGAAAAUACAUGACUUGCACAAAG
Amphibalanus amphitrite is the source of this 3967-nucleotide messenger RNA. Its product is annotated as putative protein kinase C delta type homolog. Gene Ontology annotation, biological process: intracellular signal transduction; peptidyl-serine phosphorylation. The record is from RefSeq and is a predicted model, not a curated record. NCBI's taxonomy places the organism in Eukaryota, Metazoa, Arthropoda, Thecostraca, Balanomorpha, Balanidae. The coding region runs from base 470 to 3325 and encodes 951 amino acids. Gene Ontology annotation, molecular function: ATP binding; protein serine/threonine kinase activity. The transcript has a single exon.